GGUCAAAUUUAACCAGUUCGCCUCUCAAAAUGGCGGAUGAACCAACACGGGAGUGGAGCGAUGAGCAGCUCAAAAGUGAUGAUUUGCCCAAAAAAGACAUUAUAAAGUUCAUUCAGGACAAUGCAGCCCACUCGUUCCUCAACGAGCACAAGCUGCUGGGAAACAUAAAAAAUGUUGCUAAAACAGCAAAGAAAGAACAGCUGAUUGUUGCCUACAAUCAGCUCUUUGAGAGCAAAAGGUUCAAAGGCACAGAGCCGAUUGAAGAAGUGACCGAGCAAGUUAAAGCUGUGAAAAUUAAAGAUAAACCCAAAGAAGUCCCUACAGAGGUGGUGGAUGAGGGUCCGCCCAAAUACACCAAGUCAGUGCUGAAGAAAGGUGACAAGACAAACUUCCCAAAAAAGGGCGACACAGUGGGCUGCUGGUACACUGGCUCCUUGGAGGAUGGAACUGUCUUCGACACUAAUGUCCCCACAACUGAAAGAAAGAAGAGGCAAACCAAACCACUGAACUUUAAAGUUGGCCUGGGCAGAGUGAUCAGAGGGUGGGAUGAGGCCGUGCUGACAAUGAGCAAGGGUGAAACAGCUCGACUGGAGAUUGAACCAGAGUGGGCCUAUGGGAGGAAGGGCGUCCCCGACUCAAAAAUUCCACCCAACGCCAAGCUGAUCUUUGAAGUCGAGCUGGUCUCUGUGGAUUAACUGACACCUGCUGGACAGCAUGCACUGCAUUUCGUGGAUGGAGGGAUAAAAAAAAAAUAAAAAAUACUUAAUGGCUGUAAAGAUUCGAGUUAAAAUGGCAUUCGGAUUGCACCUUUAUGUUCCUACUUUGUCUCAUUCAUCACCAAGUUACGAGAAGCACUGAACAGUAAUUCCAGUGUUUUAUGUUUUGGCCAAAGUGUGAUGGCUUGUCAAUAAUGUACAUAUGAGACACCCUGAAACCUUAUCUGCAUUUUUGUUCUUUUGCAUGUAUAAUGUAAAUGAUAAAUAAAACUGUUUCAGAGACUAAA
Centropristis striata (black sea bass) is the source of this 1003-nucleotide messenger RNA. RefSeq names its product FKBP prolyl isomerase 3 (gene fkbp3). The record is from RefSeq and is a predicted model, not a curated record. Gene Ontology annotation, molecular function: peptidyl-prolyl cis-trans isomerase activity. NCBI's taxonomy places the organism in Eukaryota, Metazoa, Chordata, Actinopteri, Perciformes, Serranidae. The coding region runs from base 30 to 695 and encodes 221 amino acids. The transcript is spliced from 7 exons.